GCGGAAGCCAGAGACAUGUGGAUCGAACCAUCCCGACCCGUAAAAAGAUUCUUAGUUCCGUUGAACAGCAUGUUGUUGAAAGGGGGAAACUACAGAACGGCACGUAGUUAAAACUCGUGAGAUAAAAUCAAUCAAGGACACUAUCGUCAUUUCUUCCUCAGCCAUCCCUAAAUGGCGGAACCUAUUCGUUCAUCGUCUAUGUCACCGAGACCUCUCCAAUCUCCUAACCCAAUGGAGCCUUCCCUUACUUCCUCCGCACCUCCACCGUCUUCAUCGCAACAACAGCGACAACGACACGUGACAGCUCCGAUUUCGAAUUCAGCAGCGUCUCCGGCGAUGGUUUCAACGACGACCGAAGGUGUAAUUCAGCAGUUGCCUAUUAUGCAGCAAUCACCAAUGUCGAAUUACCACAUAGCUCAAUCCCCUUCCGUUUCUCGCAUGAACCACAUUCAGCAGCAGCAAGGCCAAUACGGCGACGUUUUCAGGCAGCAAGCUGAGAUAUACGGGACGAUGGACUUUGUUGGUGGGUCAGGCCAAAGCGGCCACUUGUCAAUGCUUAACGGUGGAGCUGCAGCAGCCCACAUGAAUUUUCACCAAUCCCAAUCAUUGUUACCUUCCUCGCCGAGGCAACAAUCUGGUCUAGUCCAUGGCUCUCAGUUUCAUCCAGGAAGUUCUGAACAUCAGUUACAUGGGAUUGGAGUGAUGGAUUCACUGAUCUUGAGGUCGCAAAUGAGAGCUAACCCUGCCCUCUAUCCUCAGCACCGAACCAACCCGGGACAAAUGAGAUCACAGCAACACCUUCUUACUUUACCUCAGGUCCAGAACUUCCAGAGGACACCUUCUCUCGCAUUCAUCAAUGCUCAGCUAUCUGGUUUGGCCCAAAAUGGACAAGCUGGUAUGGUUCAAAACUCAUUAACGCAGCAGCGGCAAUGGCUGAAGCUAAUUUCGGAAAUAAACAGCCCCAAUUCACAAUCAUUUCGACUCCAACCGAGUCAAAGACAGGCUCUACUCUCACAGCAGCAAUUUCCCUCUGCUCAGCUGCACCAAAAUUCUAUGCCUUUGAAUCAGCAGCAAAUAUCACAUAUUAUACAUCAACAAUCACAGAUGAACCAGGCUCAGAUGAACCCAUCUCAUCCCCAACAGCCGUCUCCAAGGAUGCGGAGUCAUGCAGGACAGAGAUCUGUUGGUUUAACAGGCUCACAACCAGAUGCGACAGAGCCGGGUGCAGCAACACCAGGUGUUGUUAGGUCCAGCCAAGGACCAGAAGCAACAAACCAACUGCUAGGCAAAAGAAAAUUACAGGAUCUGGUUUCACAGGUGGAUGCACAUGCUAAAUUGGAUCCUGAUGUUGAAGACCUCCUUUUGGAGCUAGCAGAUGAUUUCCUUGAUUCGGUGACUUCAUUUGCAUGUAGAUUGGCUAAGCAUCGUAAAUCAACCGUAUUGGAGCCUAAGGAUGUAUUACUCCACUUAGAGAAAAACUUGCAGUUGACAGUUCCUGGAUUCUCAAGUCAGAAUAAACACCAAACAAAAAACGUACCAACUGAUCUCCACAAGAAGCGAAUUGCAAUGGGUCAAAAGCUGCGUGCUUUGGUGGAAUCCUCACUACCGGGGACGAAUGCAAGCAACUCCAAGGAAACUAUUAGACAAGUGAUGGUGAACCCAAAUGGUGCAAACCAUCUCUUAAGACCAUCUCCCAGUUCAGAGCAAUUGGUUUCGCAGACACCGGGUCCUCGUAUGUCACGACAUACGAAACGUUGACCUUUCAACACAUCUAUAAAGAGAGUGAAGGCAUAAGGAGUCAGUCAAAUUGUAUAUAUUCUCAUAUAAUUAGUCUUAUAGGCAAAUUGAUUAGAUUUUUUAAGUUGAUCUUAUUAUUACAGCUUUCCAAAAGAAUGCAUGUCUCCUAUUUAUCUUCUCUUUGCGGUC
This is a messenger RNA of Brassica napus (rape), 1926 nucleotides long. Its product is annotated as transcription initiation factor TFIID subunit 12b. Gene Ontology annotation, cellular component: SAGA complex; SLIK (SAGA-like) complex; transcription factor TFIID complex. Gene Ontology annotation, molecular function: protein heterodimerization activity; TBP-class protein binding; DNA binding. The record is from RefSeq and is a predicted model, not a curated record. Gene Ontology annotation, biological process: DNA-templated transcription initiation; RNA polymerase II preinitiation complex assembly. Lineage: Eukaryota; Viridiplantae; Streptophyta; Magnoliopsida; Brassicales; Brassicaceae.